Molecule: messenger RNA, 154 nt
Organism: Scutellospora calospora
Lineage: Eukaryota; Fungi; Glomeromycota; Glomeromycetes; Diversisporales; Gigasporaceae
Source: the annotation of a GenBank genome assembly
GCAGUAGGUGAGAAUAGUGAAGAAAGUAAUUAUAGUAAUAGUGAGAAUGAAAAUGUAGGUGACGAUGAGGAAAGUGAGGGCGAAUGGAGUGGUGAUGAUAGAGGCCAUAAAAGAUCAGCUCGUGAUGCUGAAGAGAAGCAGAGAAAGCGAAAGA